AGUGUUUUUGUUUUGGGUUGAAGUUGAGGCUUUGAAGAGGACCGAGCUAGCGACUGGCAGUCGUCGCGGCCGCGGACGCCGCGGGCGGUGGUGGAGGCCCCCGCGGGACUUGAGCGGUGUCUCCUCCGCGUCGGGCGGGCGAACCGCGCCUUACCGCCGCCGCCUCCCGCUCCCGGAACUCCGGGGCCUGCCCUGGCCCCUGUCUUUGCACUCCGCACGCCGCAGCGCCCUGCCCGGGCCGCACCCGCUGGCCUCAUGAGGAGGGACGUGAACGGAGUGACCAAGAGCAGGUUUGAGGAGCCUGAAGCUAGAAGCUAGCUGGGGAACUCAAUGAGACCCUGUCUCAACAAUAAAAAACACGGACCAACCCGAUGUCUCAGGAGUUCAAAGGACCUGGUUUCCAUCCCUGGGACCCAUAUGAGAGAAGGCAAGAACUGACUUCUGCAAACUCUCCUCUGAGCUAUAUGUUCUCAAACAGUGACGAAGCCGUAAUCAAUAAAAAACUUCCCAAAGAACUCCUGCUAAGGAUAUUUUCUUUCCUGGAUGUUGUUACCCUUUGUCGCUGUGCUCAGGUCUCCAGGGCCUGGAAUGUCCUAGCUCUGGAUGGCAGUAACUGGCAACGGAUAGACCUGUUCGAUUUCCAGAGGGACAUUGAGGGCCGGGUAGUGGAAAAUAUUUCUAAACGAUGCGGAGGCUUUUUACGGAAGUUAAGUCUUCGUGGGUGUCUCGGAGUAGGAGACAAUGCACUGAGGACCUUUGCACAAAACUGUAGGAAUAUUGAAGUACUAAGUCUCAACGGAUGUACAAAGACGACAGACGCCACCUGCACUAGCCUUAGCAAGUUCUGCUCCAAACUCAGGCACCUCGACCUGGCUUCCUGUACGUCAAUAACAAACAUGUCUCUCAAAGCUCUGAGUGAGGGCUGUCCACUGUUGGAGCAGUUGAACAUCUCCUGGUGUGACCAAGUAACCAAGGAUGGCAUUCAAGCACUAGUGAGAGGCUGUGGGGGUCUCAAGGCCUUAUUCUUAAAAGGCUGCACUCAGCUAGAAGAUGAAGCUCUCAAGUACAUAGGUGCACACUGCCCUGAGCUGGUGACUUUGAACUUGCAAACUUGCUUACAAAUCACAGAUGAAGGCCUCAUCACCAUAUGCAGAGGGUGUCAUAAGUUGCAGUCUCUCUGUGCCUCUGGGUGCUCCAACAUCACAGAUGCCAUCCUGAAUGCUCUAGGUCAGAACUGCCCUCGGCUUAGAAUAUUAGAAGUGGCCAGAUGUUCCCAGUUAACAGAUGUGGGCUUUACUACCCUGGCCAGGAAUUGCCAUGAACUUGAAAAGAUGGACCUAGAAGAAUGUGUGCAGAUCACAGAUAGCACAUUAAUCCAGCUUUCCAUACACUGUCCUCGGCUUCAAGUGUUGAGUCUUUCUCACUGCGAGCUGAUCACAGAUGACGGGAUUCGUCACCUAGGGAAUGGAGCCUGUGCCCACGACCAACUGGAGGUGAUUGAGCUGGACAAUUGCCCACUAAUCACAGAUGCAUCCCUGGAGCACUUGAAGAGCUGCCACAGCCUUGAGCGGAUCGAACUCUAUGACUGCCAGCAGAUCACCCGGGCUGGCAUCAAGAGACUCAGGACCCAUUUACCCAAUAUUAAAGUCCACGCCUACUUCGCCCCUGUCACUCCACCGCCAUCAGUAGGGGGCAGCAGACAGCGCUUCUGCAGAUGCUGCAUCAUCCUAUGACAGUGGAGGGGUCAGCCUUGGUGAACUGAGUAUUUAAUGACACUUCUAGACAUACCGUGGAGUCUCUCCGGUGGAAGCAACCCCAGCGUUCUGGGCAAGGGUUACAAAGCACGGGCAGCGUCCAGAUCCCCAGAGCCACACAUGCACAGCACAUGCGUCCUCACCCCCAUCUGCUGUAGUGCUGUGGCCAUGGCACUGAAGCUCACACUGCUGUAACAAGUGGACUGGUAAAACCUGACCAUUCCAGGUGGACAUGCCCAGGGGCAGUCGUAGGCCGUGGUGGAGGGAGGGGCAUUCCAGCAGAGUCCAGGGUCACUGCUUCUGUGGUUUCUUUAUUUUGUUAGGGGGUUUCUGUGGGGGGUUUGAAACAAUAACUAUGAUCCUCCAGGGUGAGAGGUAGCAUGGAGAACAAUAUAUGACGUAUCCAGGGACCAGAAAGAAAACUUCUGCCUCCUAGAAAUGGUAGCCAUCCGUUGGAGAUGCCUACACAACUUCUGGGCUUCCGUGUUCCCAUGCUGACAUACUGAGCAUGCUCACAAAGAAGGCUCAUCCAUUCAUCUGGUGUUUUAGGAUUUGACCCAGAGGUUUUUUUUAGCGGCUGCAUUGAAAUCACUGGGGUCCAAAUACAAUUACUUUUCUUACCUGCUCAGUUCGUCACUGUAUGUCACUGUGCACCCGUCUUCCGUUCUCUUGCUCACUGCCACGCGCUCUCGUCCAGUCUGUCCUCCUCAGUAUGCUGCCCACUCAAUUGUUACCUGUUGCUGUUGUGUUUACAGUUUGCAUUUUGGAUGAAUUAGUUGGGGUCACCAAACAUUUUUAAAAGAAACAUCAAUAAAUAUUUUUUUAAUCUAACUUUUACCAUCAGGGGACCCUGCCUGAAUCUUUGCCAGUCUGGAAAAAAAGUUUAACAAAAGCAGGAAAGUUAUGAUAAGAAAUAGUCAGAUUGUUUGGAUGGAAAGAAACUUUACCUUUUGGUUUUUGUCGUACCCUGUGCUGUGUGCUCCCUUGCAUGGUGUGCGCACUGUGCUGUCCGCUCCACCCCCUCCACCCCCACCCCACCCAACGCACCCCAGCACAAACUCGUUGAGCUUACUAAGACAAGAGAAGUGCAUUAGUAGUGUGGAGUGGGUGACGAAUCCCCAUACCGAGCCUGGGAGCCCCCACUGCCCAAGCUCAAGCACAAAUGACCAACCUCCUGUGCCAACAGGCAUGUGGUGUGAUCUCUGCCUGUGUCCCAAGUUACUUGAGUUACUUGCUUUGCAGCAGUGCUGCUGGGGUGGGGGUUGCUGUUGUUUUUUUGAGCCCUUCCCACAGUUACUCCCAUCAGGGGUACAUGAAGAGCCCUGUAACAGCUGGCUACCUGUGUGUUAACAGAAGACCUGAGCGUAUCAGCUGUCUCUGCAGACUUCCUAUGAAAGGUGAUGUGAAGGCAGCCAGGUAGGAGCACUGGGGCAGCCAGAGAGCCUGGAGAGGGAGUAGGGACCCAGAGGCUAUGCCAAGCCUGGGCAUCUGACACCAGAGCUGAGGGAGCAGUGUUAGUACCUGUGGCUCAGAGUCAAGAAAAAGCCUCUUCAAAGAAAAACACAGAAAAUGAGAGAAAUUAAAUGAGUUUCUAAGGCAUAUUUGUAAACCCCAAUGGUAGAGGUCUUGCGUGAUGCUUAUUGGGGAACUGGAGGAAGGGACUUUGAGGACAUGGUGUGCAAGCCUGUGAUCCCGGCGCAUUAGGGCUGUUCUGAUGCGGUAGGAGCACAUUCUGCCAGAAAACAUAGGAAUAAGUCUGAUUUAUUUCUCCAUCAAUGUAGAAAACAAUCAGAUGAAAGGUCCUCAAAUUCUAUACUACCAGAUUUAUUUAUCACAUUAAACUUAUUUAAAAUUUAUUUUAUUAUGCUCUUUUGAAAGCUAAAUUACUUGUGUUUCUAUUCCUUUUCUUUUCUGUUCAAAUGACCUUGCAAGAAAUUUCUUUUUUCCUCUGAGAUUCUCUUGUUACAUUGCUCGCCCGACUGGUCUCAGGCACCUGGGCUCCAGUUACCUCCACUUUAACACCCCACGCCCUGUGUGGCCGGGACUUCGGUGGCCAGUGCUGCUUUACCUGACAGGGGUAUUUGUGUGGCCCCUCCCCCCACAAAGUCUUACUCUGUAGCCCUGGCAGGCCUGGGAUUUGUGGUUCUCUUUUGCCUUGGCCUCCUAAAUGCUGGGAUCAUGAAGUUAGACUCGGUGCACACACACUCAUCAACACACUUCCAGAUGUGUUUAGAUGUAGAUCCCCUAGGACUUUCAGACAAAACCAAAAGAAACCGAGGGACUGUCAGCUGUAAACUAUGUUGUUUGAUUUUUUUUUCCCCUAAGUGCCUAACAAGUUGACAGUAAGGCCUGAAUACCAAGCAGGCAGUGGACACAGAUUCGACUGCCCUAGUCUAGGUCAUUCAGGUACUUCUUUUCCCAUUAGAGUUUGAACGAGUCUCUUAUUUACUAGUGUGUCAAAGGCCUUGAGAAUGCCGUCUGUCUCCUCAGAGAGCCACACGAGGGAGGGUCCAUUGGCUUUGUCCUGGUGACCCCAGCUGGUAAGGCCAGGAACACGUCAACCGGAUGAGGUCUGCUGAGGCUGCAUAUGUCCUGCAGCAGGCUUCUCGUGCUUGGAGGAGUGUGGAGAAACACUGACCUCUGAACCCAAGUGCCAGCCCCCACACACAGAGUGCUCCUGAGAGCUCAGCAGGCUUCGGUUUGUGGUUAGGACUGCGGAUGGAAACCAGGGCCUUCUCAAGCACUAAGCACAUGCUGUACCACUGAGCUGUGUAUCCUCUUCAGCCCUAGUAAAGCUUAACGUGGAAAAUCCCUGUUUAGAGAGCCUACUGGGCUGCCACUGACUGGAAGGUGAAGUGCUUGCCAGGCAGUCCUGCCAGAGUCAAGCUUGCAGAGCCACACAGGAGCUUUGUGAGUCUACAGUUACAGCACUUCCUGUAGCCAGAUGGGCGGUGGGGACAGAAUAGCCCAGAAGCUUGAGGACCCUCCGUCCUGGAGCACGUAACACUGACAGAAGCAAAAUAGACCCUGCCUUAACACGGUGCGGAAGGACAGAAUGACUCCAGAAAGUUGACCUUUGACCUCCAUACAAGGUGUGGUGUGUGCGUGUGCCUGCACUUUCAUAAUGAAAUGUAACAAGGAAGGAAAUGAGGUUUGUGUUUAUAUCUCAACACAAAAGAUGCAGAGGCCGGAGGAUUGCUGCAAGUGUCAGGCCAGAUUGGAAUACAUAGCAAGGGACUGGUGGGGUGGGGAGAGCCUGUUGGUCCGUUUGUCUCAUCUUAUGCCCAUUCCAGAACUUGCCUUUUACAGUGGGGGAGAGGGGUGAGGGGCAAAAAGCCCUAGAAUGAGAUGGGGCCUCCGGGCUCAGGUUUGAGAGGAAAAGGCUCUUGAGUCUGAGGUUAACCUCAGCUACACUGUGACUGUUUUCAGCCAAGCAAAAAGAACAAGGCACCCUCAGAGAUGUUGUCCCAAGCCUCCAGAUGGCCAGGAGGGGUUCCGUUGUGUCUGGAGAAAGUUGCUGAGUAUGUAGACAACCUCAGCUGUAGGCCCCGCUCCCUAUGUCCUGUGUGAUAUCCACACCCGGCUGCAGGUCUCUCCCGUUCUUCCAGCACCCGCCCUGCCCUCCGUCUAAAGCCCUCUGUCUGUCGCACUGUGGGACAUCUCCAGUCUAGCAUCUUCGGAUUCCGUUCCCUGGUCACAGCAAGCUUUCACGGUCAGAACUGAAUGCAGUACGGUCAGUGGAAGUAGCUUGGGGUAUUUCUUACGGGGUGAUCCGCGGUGUUUGGUUUUUUGGCUUUGAGUUGAAUUUGAGGUAUAACUGAUGGCUCCCCCCCCCCCCCCCGUGUUUGGAACGGAAAUAUUAAAACGCUUUGCUUACUGUUUCAGAAAUGCGUUUUACUGCCCCUGCUUUUACCUUGAUCGCUUUUCUGGGUGUGAAAGUAUCCCUCAGAUUAUUUAUGUAAAUUUCUGGUGAGAUUUCUAUGUCUACUAGGUUGAUUUAGCAGACACGUAAGUCAGAAAUGGUGGUUCAAACAUUUCCCAGGGAAAGUUGGUGAGUAACUGAGCACGCUUUAUUAGGGUAUUCUUAGCUGUUUAGAAUGUUUGUUGUGGGCCCCUCAUGUGUAUUUGACAUUUUCAGUUGUUUUUUAAAAUAUGUUUGAAGCAUGCCUUGGCUUGGCAUUGUCAGGACAUAGAAGAGUUGUCACUGAAGAGGAGAGGGGCCCCCUGCCUGUCUGUGGGCAGCCUCAUAGGUGACAGCAUUGAGACAUGGAAGUCCUCACAGAUGGUGACUGAUCUUGGGCUGUUGAGGUGGCUGGGCAGGUAAAGACUGUUUGCGGGCCAAGUCUGACAACCUGACUUGUUGACGGUGAAGGGGCAGAACUGACGUCUGGAAAUUAUUCUGCCUGGCUUGGAAGAGCCAUGGUGUCUGUGUGUUCACAUGUGUUUAAUAAAAGAUUAGUCAAAAAGCAAGGCUUGCUGCUCCUAAGGCAGGCAGCUCCUCUAGUCUAGUGAGAGGGUGGACAAGCAAAGUGCUCUGCUGAGCCUUUCCUGAACCGUACAGGUGGGUUUCUCUGCAGACCAGAGGGUAACCCUAGCCUUCUCAGGGAAGAGCUAAUGCUUGAUUGGAGGGCUUGGAGCAGAAACCCUUAUAUGACCUAAGGACAAAAAUGUCAGAAGGAUGAGGCACAGUGGGAAUCUUAAACCUCCUCAGCCUUAUUUUUAUCUUAGUCUGCAUCAGAAGACACAGAAGGCAGUGUUAGCAUAGGGUGUGCUUAGCCCUGCUGAUUUGGGAAUAAAAUUUGCCUGUAAAAACAAUAUCCAUAUGACCUAACACCUUCAUUCUCCAACAAAAAGAAAAAGGAAAAAAUAUAUAUAUACACAUACACAUAUAUAUGUAUGUGUAUGUACACACACACACACACACACACACACACACACACACACCCUUUCACUUGAGUCUGAAUGAAUCUUGGGAGUUCAAAAAGUUCUGCCUACUAUUUGAGAGGGAAAAGCUUCUGUUAUACAAACCACCAGUGGUACAUUGGAGAACCUACAGUUCUUUGGUCUCUGCCACAUGAGUGUUUGGUCUAAGGCUUUGGAGUCAAGCUUACAGCAGCGUCAGGACUUCUCAGCCAGAGUGACUUAUAGAACAAGAACCAUGAGCAAGCAGAAACCUAGUGAUGCCCACCAUCUUCCCACUGUAUCUUCCAGGCAAGGUUCAUGGGAGGAUGCUUUGCCUCAGGAAGAGGGUCUGUCCUGAGCUCCUAGGACUGUUCCCUUCCCAUGUGACACAUUUACUGUUUUUUGGUUUUGUUUUAUUUUUUCCCCCACGGCAUCAAGUUUAAGUCCUUUCGGUGGCAAGAAGGGCUUCCUUGCUUCUGGGGACAGCAUUAGUACCAGGAAAGGAGAGUGGACAGUGGACCACAGUCUUCCCCCUAGGAAGAGGCCAGGAACCAGAUCUGAGAUCUUUUGAAGUUACAUCCUUCUACUCCAUUUAUGGUGUUAGCUCCGAUCUGUCCCAUAUUGCUGCAUACCUGUGUUUCUUCCUGUAGCCUAACAUUUCUCUCAGCUCCCCAAAACAUCCAGCCACCCGUUUGUAGCACUGGAAAAGGGGGACCUGUGAAGUCUUGAAAAUGAGUGAUGUAGCUCAUUAGUUCGCUCGCUCCUCUCCCCAGAGACGCGCGCUCCUGCUCACUCCGUGCUGCGGGUGCUGCGGCGGGCAUGAGCAAGCCGAGCCUUGCUGCCGAGGUCUGGGUUUACAUAGGAAGGCUUGCUCCUUGUGAGGAUCAUUUCUGACGACUGUUAAUCUCUAACAAGUACAAGUAGUGAGCCUGAUUCCUGUGACGCCCUCCCUGCUGCACUCAGAUGUGACAUACUAACACCUAGACCUUGUUGGCGUGGCCCAGAAUCUUUAGGCCAGUUCUUCCUCCCUGGUGUGACCCCAAAACUGACCCCACCAGAGAUCACCACCCGAAAGGGUAUCUGGAAGAGGCUUGAGCUCACGCUCUUCUGGCCACCUCCUUUUUCCUCCCAGAAACUGUUUCCCGUUUACCAUUUCCUGGUGGUUCUGUUCACCCCUGCCCACCUUCCGGUGACCCUGAGGGCACAGACCUGAGCGACCUGUGUGGCCUGUGCGAGCUCAGAGCACUGUGAGGACCGCCCCUUCCUGUCAGGCUGCUCAGGGACAGAUGGAUUGGUACCUGGUGCUGUCUGCAGAACUCGGUCUUCAGCCCUGCACCCCCACUCCGCUGACUCCGAGGGGUAGCAGGGCAGUCCUGGUGUGAUCCCUGUGCCCCGGCUGCUGGGCCUGACCUGGACUUUGCUGUAUGGGGGCUGCUGCUUGCUUGUUUUCUCACCAGGCCUGCGCCAACACUUGGCCACUCCCCAGGCCUCGAACUGUUCCCCAGUGGGGACUUAACACCACGUUCCAUUAGCUAAGUGACUGUAUGUACACCUCCUACUUCCAGCAUCCGAGGAUGUGGGGGUGAGGAGGAAUGUUUAAAUAAAAUCCAAGGAGGCAGUAGACGAUUCUUUUUGCUUUAAAAAAUCUUUGGACUAAAGCUAUGUUUUAUAUAUAAAUAUAUAAAGUAAAUUGUUAUGUAACUAUUAUUGUUUCCUGUAUGUUCUAAUUUUGUUUUAUGAUGUAAUUAAAGGAAGUGCGCUACGGA
This is a messenger RNA of Rattus norvegicus (Norway rat), 8422 nucleotides long. It is a transcript of the gene Fbxl20, whose product is annotated as F-box and leucine-rich repeat protein 20. The record is from RefSeq and is a predicted model, not a curated record. Gene Ontology annotation, cellular component: cytoplasm; presynapse. Lineage: Eukaryota; Metazoa; Chordata; Mammalia; Rodentia; Muridae.